UGUCGCGGGGCCCGUGGUUGAGCACCAGUUCGAACGGAACAACUCCUAUCAUGAAGCUGUUGCUGCUGUGCCUGUGUGUGGCGGUGGCCGUGGCGGCGCCCCAGAACACCGCCGAACUGCUGCGCAUGGACAGCACGCAGAACGAGGACGGCUCAUUCCAGUACGCCUUCGAAACCACCGACCCCAUCUCCGUGGAGACCUCCGGAGCGCCCAAAAAUAUCGGCGAGGAGGUCGGCAUCGCCAUGCAGGGCAGCUACAGCUUCGAGACACCCGAAGGACAGACCAUCACCAUCAACUGGGUCGCCGAUGAGAACGGUUUCCAGCCCUCUGGAGACGCUAUUCCAGUGGCGCCCCAGUGAUGCGUCCGCUCACAUUGUCCCCUAACGUUGUAUGACCAUUUGAAAUCCCCAACUUUAGCACGCUGAAGAGAGGAGCAUGCUAUCUUCACGGUUGAAAUACGCGAAGUAGUGAAAAGCCCUCGUGCUGACAUCGCGUUCAGCUUUGUUGGUCGGUCAUCGCGGUCGCAAAAAAGCUUGUUUUGACGAAUGAUGGUACUGAAUUCGUGCGAAUACAA
Messenger RNA from Pollicipes pollicipes, 574 nucleotides. RefSeq names its product larval cuticle protein LCP-22-like. Gene Ontology annotation, molecular function: structural constituent of chitin-based larval cuticle. Gene Ontology annotation, cellular component: chitin-based extracellular matrix. NCBI's taxonomy places the organism in Eukaryota, Metazoa, Arthropoda, Thecostraca, Pollicipedomorpha, Pollicipedidae. The record is from RefSeq and is a predicted model, not a curated record.